GCAGCAGCCCCGGCCGAGCAGCGGAUUGCUGGAAGCGGCUCUGGGUGGAGGUCCCUGGACGGGUCUGACGUAGCAGGCCGAGGAGAGGCGACGGGGCUGGGUCCGCAGAAGAGCCAUGGGGAACACCGUGGCUCGGGAGGAUUUCGAGUGGGUUUAUACGGACCAGCCGCACGCGGACCGGCGCAAGGAGAUCCUAAGUCAACAUCCAGAAAUAAAAACUUUGAUGAAACCGGACUACAACUUGAUCUGGAUAGUUAUGCUGAUGGUUCUUGCACAGCUACUUGCUGUUUAUCUAGUUAAAGAUUUGGAGUGGAAAUGGGUUAUAUUUUGGUCAUAUGUGUUUGGCAGUUGUCUUGAUCAUUCCAUGACUCUGGCUAUUCAUGAGAUUGCCCACAACAGUGCCUUUGGCAAUUGUAAACCUCUGUGGAAUCGAUGGUUUGGAAUGUUUGCCAAUCUCGCACUUGGCAUCCCAUACUCUGUAUCCUUCAAGAGAUAUCACAUGGAUCACCAUCGUUACCUUGGUGGUGAAGGAGUUGAUGCGGACAUUCCUCUUCCCAUUGAAGGAUGGUUUUUCUGUACCCGUUUUCGAAAAUUCUUUUGGAUUAUUCUCCAGCCCCUAUUCUAUGCUAUCCGGCCUCUUUUUAUUAAUCCCAAACCAAUCUCUCGACUUGAAAUCAUGAAUUUGUCCAUUCAAUUUCUCUUUGAUGUUAUGGUAUACUAUGUCUUUGGAGUAAAAGCACUUGUCUACCUGAUAGCAGGAGCUUUGCUUGGGCUAGGCUUACACCCUAUUUCAGGACACUUCAUAGCUGAACAUUACAUGUUUUUAAAGGGACAUGAAACAUAUUCCUACUAUGGUCCGCUUAAUAAGCUUACAUUCAACGUUGGCUACCAUAAUGAACACCAUGACUUCCCUAACGUUCCUGGAAAAAACCUUCCACUGCUGAAGAAAAUGGCCCCUGAAUACUAUGAUCAUCUGCCACAGUAUAACUCCUGGGUAAAGGUGCUUUAUGAUUUUGUGAUGGAUGAUACUAUCAGCCCUUAUUCGCGCAUGAAAAGGCAUUUAAAAGGUGAAGUGAAAUUGGAGUGAAAAAAAAUCCUCUGCCACCUCCAAGGACAUAGACUCAUGGAAGCUGGUACAAAGGUUUCGUUUGAUCAGGAUGUAUUUGCUUUGUAUCUUGACCUAGUCUGGACUAUGAAUAUAUAUGGGUUACAAUCUAGAACAAGAUCUCUGAAUUAAAAUAUUGCUGGAAAUAGAACAUUCCAAGCUAUUUGCUUUAUUUUGUAUAAUUAAAGUUUAAAAUAUAACUUGCUGUAUGCACAAUGCUAGUAUUAAUGUUACGUAAUGUGUUUCAGUUGCUACUCACUCGAACAUUGGAUUGUUCUUCAGGCCAUUAAUGUACCAGUGGUGUAUGCGCUUCUUGGUUAUUUUGUACUUCCUGCCACAACUUUGGCUCCUCAAUGUUUUGCUGACAAAACAUUAAUUUCCAAAUUAAAUUGCAGAAUUGUUUUAGUUAGCGUAGAUGCUUAAAAAAAAUGGCUGGCUGCAACUCCUCCUAAAUUGAGGUAUGUCUUGGCCAAUCCAAGUGCUAACCUAACUGAUGGGUUUACAAUUGCUGCUAUAAAGUAUAUACCCAUUAAAUCAUGCUAGUGUUUAUGUAACUUCAAAAUAGACAGAGAUAUGAAUACCAACUUUUGACUGCCUAUGCCCUACAUUCAUUAAGCUAAAUUAUCAUUUCCUGCAGCAGGCCCAUUUUCCCGAGUAUAGCUCUGCAUUCCCUCUUUUCUGCAUCUGUACAUAAGAGCUAUGCCCUGCCUUCAAACUGAUGCUUCUUUGCAAACAGACUAGAUCUCCUGAAGUUUAGAAACAGAAUAGUAGAGCCUACGUGUGUCCUGGUAAUCUUCUUGUGCUCUCUUAGCUGGGGGAAGAACUGGAGUGUUGAUUGUUGACAGCAGGUAGCAAGUUUAUAAAAGGUAUAAAACAUUGACUGUGAGAAUGCAAGUACCGAUACUUCCUACAAAGGAGUAUAUGAAAGCUGUUGUUUUUGUUUUGUUUUUUAAACUCUUGGGCACUUGAAUAAAGAUGAUAUUAGUGAAUUUA
This is a messenger RNA of Lacerta agilis (Sand lizard), 2098 nucleotides long. RefSeq names its product delta 4-desaturase, sphingolipid 1 (gene DEGS1). The transcript is spliced from 3 exons. Gene Ontology annotation, cellular component: membrane. Bases 116 to 1087 code for a protein of 323 amino acids. Lineage: Eukaryota; Metazoa; Chordata; Lepidosauria; Squamata; Lacertidae. The record is from RefSeq and is a predicted model, not a curated record. Gene Ontology annotation, biological process: ceramide biosynthetic process. Gene Ontology annotation, molecular function: sphingolipid delta-4 desaturase activity.